Molecule: messenger RNA, 3339 nt
Organism: Morone saxatilis (striped sea-bass)
Lineage: Eukaryota; Metazoa; Chordata; Actinopteri; Moronidae
Exons: 3
Coding region: 66-2672 (868 amino acids)
Molecular function (GO): 3'-5'-RNA exonuclease activity
Source: RefSeq, a predicted model, not a curated record
CGCCGUGACGCCACUGUGUUUCGUGAGGCUGAGGAGCGAGCGUGAUUCCCACGAAACAGCACACAAUGGAUGAAGGUGAAGAUUUCUCCCUUUGUGGUAAAGCGGCUGUAAAUGAAGCUAAUCUGAGAGAUGAGUACUAUUGGAAGCUUGUUGCAGACUUCAUUGGUCCUCAGUCGGGAGAAGGAUUAGAGCUUGAAAAGGCGCCAUGCAAGAACAGACUUUUGAUUCAAGUAGGACUUCUGAAAGAGGACAACAAUUUUCCCUGGAUUGCCAUUGUAGAGUGGCUCAAGAAAAUUUUCCCCAGUCAUCAGUCGGCUGACUUUCGUCGUUUGAUCGAAAGAGGCAUCGCAACGACAUUGAGUCUAGGAAGUGAUGCGAGGCUGACCUUCCUGGAAUCAGAUGUCAACUUUAACUUUGUCGGGCCAAUAUGUGAUAGCAUCGGAGUGGAGCGACAACACCUUUUGGAAAUGAGGGAUUUUACAGAGCGAGCACAGUCGAUUGAAGUCACGAAUGGAUUGAUUCUUGAGUUGAUCAACUUUGUCACCAGGGAGAAAAUUGCGCCAGUUGUUUUAGUCACUUGGCUUAGAAACUUCAACCCCGAGUUUUGUAAGAAUGGGGACAUUCAAAAGGCGUAUAAAGUCAUCAGAGCCAAGAUAAAAAAGUUAAAACUGCAUUGCCGCAAUUAUGAAACAAGAAGUCACAGAAGGAAUGCAGUGAUGGAUAUUCUGCUUCAAAGUCCAUUUGAACUUGUGCGGAAAAGAUCACCGAAACAUAUCGUGAAGAAACGCAUGAGAAGAGAUGAAACCAUAAAUUAUGAAAAAGUAACAGUCAAAGAGGAAAAUGAGAGCUAUGAAAUCAUGCAAGGUGAGGUGUCUGACAUGAACAGAGGACCUGUAAAGACAUUAAUACUGAAAGAACAUGUCUCACAUGACGAGAGUGAUUUGGAUGAAUCCAACUGCGGAGAAGAAACCUCAGAAAAGAGAGAAGAGUCCCUGACCCUCCUUGACAUCGCAAUGCUGUCUGUCCAAAAGCUGUCGAGUGUGUACGGUGGGAAAACCGCAGUAUGCAAACAAGUUUCCUUAGAUCUCCUCAGGAAUCAGUAUAAUCUAACAUGCAAGGAGCAUCCGGCCAUGGCAGAGUUUGAGAGAAAACUGGACACACUCUGUGAAGACAUUUCACUCGCCUCUCCUGUGGUGUUUUUAAACUACAACGCCAACUUCCUUGUUGACAUGCACGAUGCCGUUGAGCAGCACAUCAUGAGCUUCGAGAAAGAGAUCGUUCUAUCGAGGGGAGAGAAACUAGGCCGGGACAAGCUUGCACACUUCAAGAACUUUGUGAAUUUGUCGGAAAGUGCCACUUCACGCUACAUUCACAUGGCCUGCGACAUCUUAUGCCCUCGCAACCCUGGUUCACAAAACUACAGAAAACACUGGGUAGCUUUCUGCGAGGAGAAGAAAAAUCCCUCCAGACUUGCGGUAAACGAGUCAAACCGGUUCAACAACUACUUUGAAGCUGCAGCGGGUCUUAUUCACCAUCACAAAGAGAUCCCUCUCUUCUUCUCUGAUUUGCUCUCGCUGAACAACGACGAAUGCCCAAACAUUAUUCUGGAGAGCGUCGCCGCUGAUGCUGAUGAUUCUGUGAUACAGAGCCUCGUGUGUGUCCUGGCCAUCGUUUACUGCAAAGUCCUCGGGCCUUACUGGCAGCUUCUGAAAAGCGGAGGGGAGUACUCGCUCUUCAGCCGGUACAUACUCUCUCUCUACCAAAAGUUCCUUGAUUGGUCCAAAGAUCCUUCAACGCUGCUGGAGCCUGAAGAGGCUACAAAUGUUUUCCACCAGUUCGCGUUGCAGGAGAAAACCUUUGAGGGGGUGUUUCAUUACUGUGGUCAGUGGCACACAAAUAGGGACCUCAUCAGAGCUUGCUUGAAGAGGAUGGUAAAGGUGAUUGCUGCUGUCACUGAGGAACACCUGAAGGAUUUCCUGCCAGGAGGAACAUUUUCUCAAGUCCCGUCGCCAGAUUUGAGCUUACAACUGGUGAGCUGCACGUUCUCCGUCUUGAUGGCGGAAUAUCCCUCUGGCAGCGCGGACCCUUACAAGAAGGAGAGACCUGACAAGUCCUCCAAACGCUCCUCGCACGGGAACGGGUCAUCAGACAGCUCCCAGGAAGACGAUGACCGUUCUGGUUCAUCUGAUGGCAGCUCCGAUGAAUCCGGUUGGCAGUCCAAGAAGAAUACGUACACUGUCCAGAAAUAUGAGUACAGUCCACCGUUGAAGAAGGAUUACAAAAGUAAAAGAGGAAAGGCAGAAAGGAUACAUCAAGAGGAGCAGGAGGCAAACAUGGAUAGGGACUACAUAAUGGCCACAGUGAGGAAAAACGGAGGGCCGUGCAAGACGCAGCAGGAUGUUGACAAAAUGCUGCUGCGAUUUGAUGGAAAACCCCGAGUAGAGAAAUGGGAAGCGAUCCGUUGUGAGGUUCUGUACCAGAAAAUGAUUCUGAACAACACAGAUCCGAACUUGGAUUGUGUUUUCCACAACAGCACGCAAAUGGUGUUGAAGCUGAAGCUCUCACUACCUCGGGUCAAACCCGGGUACUCUCUUGUGUGGGCGCCGAGAAAGACAAAAACAAAGCCUGUGUUGCCUGCUGCGACGGACCAGAGUGAAACCAGCAACACAUGAGCGCUUUCAUUGCAUGUAAAAAGUGUGACUAUUGAGCGAUAGAUGAGAAGAUAAAUUACUUGGAAUGAUGAGGGAAGGAAAAUGGGUUGAACAUGUGACUUCAUCAUGUGAUUCUGUUUGGAAACUAACCAGAAAUACACACAAUGACCUCAAUCUUUCCACACAAAUAUUAUAUUGUGUGUUGUAAUGUAUGUUUGAUUCUGUAUACGUCAGAUGCAGCUGUACCUACUGUAUUUUCAAUGCCGGUAUACCCUUUUUCACAGCAGCCAUUUUGACAUGAAAUAGUAGGGUAAUCACAGGCGUUACCAACACGAUGUUAUAUAUUAUAUUAGGUUCGGUACCAUUUAGUGUCGCAGUGAGCCAGCAUGCACAAUAGCGGCUCUCUUAAAUCUGUUUGACCUGAAUGUUACAUCUGUAUUUAUCCUACUAUUCCAUGUCCAAAUGGUUGCUGUGAAAAAGGCAUAAAAGUUAAAUUGAUGUUUGAUUUUGAGGCUCUUACACUUAUGUCACAUUUCCCCAAUCAUGGUUCUGUACUGUUACAAUGCUUUUCUAGAAAAAAGCUUUUUUUUUAAAAAAUAUAUAUGUACAGGAUUGUACCCAUUGUAAUCAUCAGAUAAUAAUCAGGGCUGACCUUAAAGAUGUUAAAAGAAUCACUGACUAAAUAAAC